Stomoxys calcitrans (stable fly) is the source of this 3429-nucleotide messenger RNA. RefSeq lists its product as uncharacterized. The coding region runs from base 1 to 3429 and encodes 1142 amino acids. Gene Ontology annotation, biological process: proteolysis. The record is from RefSeq and is a predicted model, not a curated record. Gene Ontology annotation, molecular function: aspartic-type endopeptidase activity. NCBI's taxonomy places the organism in Eukaryota, Metazoa, Arthropoda, Insecta, Diptera, Muscidae. The transcript has 2 exons.
AUGAGCUUGGAAAACGCAGCCUCAGAUUUAGCAUCCCUACCUUCGGGAUCUAAUAAUCUUACAAGCUCGUCUUCCUCAGUGAGAAAUUCACCAAGUCAGGACAAGUUUCUGUUUGACUGUGACCAUUUGAUCAACUUUUGCACUCAGUUUGAACAGAGUGAUAUUCAAGAUCAAACGGAUUCGGUAUUGGAGGUGAAGUUGGAGGACUUGGAGAAUAGGUGGCAACGGCUUCAAGCUACCUAUGAAGGUCUCAUGCUAGCUCCAAGUAACACCAAUACCAAGGACUUUAGGGCGAACGCGAGGAUAAAUUUCAACGCCAGCUCCGAAGCUUAUUACACAGCUAGAUCGCAGAUUCUCGACAUUCUGAGAAUCUCGGGGGGAAAUGCUCGCCAAAACGCGAGGCACAGCCUUAUUCCGGCUUAUAUUCCCCAACCAUCGGCUAACCAUCCUUCUCAAGAGAUUGGUAGUGGCUACAUCAAGGUCCCUCCCUGUGAUACUGAGGUAUUUAAAGGAGGCUACGAGGAAUGGCCGUCAUUCCGUGACAUGUUCACGGCGGUUUACGCAAACCAUCCGAAAUUGACUCGAGCUCAAAAGUUAUAUCAUCUGCGAAAUAAGACUAAGGGGGCAGCCGGCGCCAUAGUCAAAAGAUACACUCUCUGUGAUGAGAAUUUUGAGCUCGCUUGGAGUGCCCUCAAGGCUCGGUAUGAAAAUAAGCGAGUCUUAGUAGAUAAUCAGUUGAAAAUCCUCUUCAACAUCCCAACGGCCUCUGUGGAGAAUAGUGAAGCAAUUCACAGGAUUCAAUCCACAGUUAACGAUUGUCUCUGCACUCUAAGAACUCUUGACGUCAAUGUGGAAAGCUGGGAUCCAAUCUUGUUAUACUUGGUAUCAACCAAGUUGCCAGAUGAGACACUGGCUCUCUGGGAACAAUCACUCACAUCUCACCGUGAACUUCCCACUUGGAACCAGCUAGACGAGUUUCUCAUUAGCCGAUACGAGAUCGUAGAACGUCUCUCAAGCAUGAAGGCCACAAAAACUAGAAGUUCGCUCCCAUCUCAAAACAGUGGUAAGAUCCAAACUUAUCACUCGCAAGAAAAGCUCAGUUCUUCUUGCCCCCUAUGCAGUUCCGAUCACUCGAUAAGAAGUUGUGGCCAGUUUCGCAAAUAUACUGCACAGCAACGCAUAGAUUUUGCGUUUAAACACAAAUUAUGCAUUAAUUGCUUAUCCUCGUCUCAUCUCAAGACAAAUUGCAAAAGUACAAACACUUGCAUCGUUUGUCACAAGCCACAUCAUACCCUUCUUCACCUUAAAGGUAAACCUGAGGGAAAAUCUGAGGAUCAAGUACCUCAUACCAGUCAUAACGACAACAAAGUUCCGAUCCAAUCAUCUGAUCCAAGCCCAAAGGCUUCAUCUCAUAUUGAAGCGCCCUCAACUUCAGGGGCAAGACGCCCCUCUCAUGUUCAGGCCAAUUUCUCGGCCAACAAUGAAAUGAUUUUGCUACGAACAGCUCUGGUUCGCAUUGAACAUCAUGGGGAGCUGUUUACUCUAAGAGCCCUCAUUGAUCCUGGUUCUCAACGAACAUUCAUUACUCAAAGAAUGCAGAAGCGCUUGCAACUUCCCACUACUAAAGCGCACUUUGAGAUUUUUGGAAUUGGCGAACAAACUCAAACGUCGGAAAAGGAAUGCCAACUCGUCAUUGUUGCCGAGAAGUACGAUGUCCGCUUUACUGUCUCGGCAAUAGUUUUGCCUAAAGUGACAAAAUGGCUCCCUUCAGUCUCAUUCGAGAUUUCAAAUCCCUCAGACUUGGAGGAGCUUGACUUAGCCGAUCCAAACUUUAAUAAAUCCGCUCAAAUUGACCUAAUUUUAGGCAAUGAUUCUGAACGAUUCAUAAAUAUUGAUGGAAUCAGGAAGAAUAUAUGUGGCGAUACCUCAGCAUACAAUACAGUUUUUGGCUGGGUAUUGAGCGGUCCAAUGCAAACUGACAGAAUUUUCUCAUUUUCCACGAACGUGGUUGAAUCCGAGGAUGUAAAAAUAAGCGAACUUCUGAGAAAAUUCUGGGAGCAAGAAGAGAUACCCAUGGCUUCCCCUCUGUGUGAGGAAGAUCAGUUUUGCGAGGAGUUCUACUCGAAAACUACCUCCAGAUCCCCGGAUGGUAGAUACGUCGUGAGACUGCCUUUCAAAGCAGAAUUCUCCGACUCCCUAUCUCUUGGCUCAUCUCGUUUUCUCGCUCUGGCUCAAUAUAAUCGAAUGGAGUCAAAGCUCUCCGAUGAUCCCGAGCUAAAUACCGAAUAUAAUUCAGUUUUGAAUGAGUACAUCUCUCUCGGUCAUGCUGAAGAGACCUCAUCCCAAGAAAUAAACUCCGGUGGAAAAUACAAUUCGUUCUAUCUCCCCCACCAUGCAGUCGUCCGUCCAGAGCAUAAGUCCACUAAAGUCAGAAUCGUCUUUAACGCGUCUCGUAAGAGCAAAUCGGGCCAGUCUUUAAAUGAUGUGCUCCAUACUGGGCCUACGCUCCAGACUGAUUUGACAUCAGUACUUCUCAAUUGGCGAAAGUAUAGAUAUGUUUUCUGCGGGGACAUUCAAAAGAUGUAUAGGCAGAUAUGGCUACACCCUAUCGACAGAGCUUAUCAGCGUAUACUUUUCCGGCCAGAUCCCAAGGGACCGGUAAAAGAUUUUGAGUUAAAAACGGUUACCUUUGGCCUGAACUGUGCGCCGUUUUUAGCAAUUCGCACGCUCCUACAACUCGCCUCGGAUUCUGAAAGUGAAUUUCCCGAUGUUGCAGAAACAUUGAGAAAAGAGACAUAUGUCGACGACAUUUUGUCCGGAGGCUUCUCUAUAGAGGACACUAUUCGAGCACAAGAGAACUUAAGCUCAGUCCUUAAGCAUGCAGGGUUUCCUCUUGUCAAAAUGACUGCAAACAACCCCAAAUUGCUUGCUCAUCUCCCACAAGAGAGUCUAUAUGACUCCGAGUUCUUGCGCUUUAACGAGUCGAGCACUGCCAAGACACUUGGCAUCAAAUGGAAUGCGCUAACUGAUUCCUUCAGUUACACUCUCGGCGCCAUUCCGACGGACCAACCCAUUAGUAAACGCAAGGUACUUUCAGCCGUUGCUCAAUUAUUUGAUCCUGCAGGUUGGGUUGCUCCUGUAGUAAUUAGAUCGAAGAUAUUGAUGCAACAACUUUGGCUCGAAGGUCUUGAUUGGGAUGAUGAACUCAGCCCAGAGACUUUGCUGAGGUGGAACGCUCUGGUAUCCGAUUUGAAGCACAUCGGGUCAAUUUCUAUUCCUAGAUGGCUGCAGUACCAUCCCUCCGAUAUAGUUGAAAUACACGGAUUCUCUGACGCGUCUCAAGCGGCAAUGUGUGCAUGCCAAGGUAGCACCACUAAAACCCGUCUGCCUGCCUCGAUUGGAGCUCAAUGGGGCAUUUCUGCUCGCUAA